This is a messenger RNA of Kickxella alabastrina, 2586 nucleotides long. RefSeq names its product nucleoside phosphatase family-domain-containing protein. The record is from RefSeq and is a predicted model, not a curated record. The transcript has a single exon. The coding region runs from base 203 to 2536 and encodes 777 amino acids. Gene Ontology annotation, molecular function: nucleoside diphosphate phosphatase activity. Lineage: Eukaryota; Fungi; Kickxellomycota; Kickxellomycetes; Kickxellales; Kickxellaceae. Gene Ontology annotation, biological process: nucleoside diphosphate catabolic process. Gene Ontology annotation, cellular component: membrane.
AACUUUGCCGCUUUUUUCUCUUCACUCACAGUUUGAUUGUUUAAUGAUAUUGCAUAUUCCCGCCACUAAUACUUUUCUUCCCAGCUGCAAUUAGUUUUGAAUUGCGUCUUGCUCAUUUUGUAAAUAUAUUUAGGAAGACACGUCAUUCCUUCAGGGCGAGCGCGCACGUGGGACUUGACACAAUAACGCUAGCAAAGUCACAAUGAGCGGGCUUGGCUGGCUGCAGCGAGGCUGGUUACUGUUUAACACCAACAACAGAGCCAGCGGAGUGCUUCCCGGAGCCAAUCUCCCAAACAGCAGCGGAAGCAGCAGAAAUGCUGCAGGUGGACAGCAGCCGACGACAAAAUGGCGAAUGAUGUACCUGGCUGUAUUUGCCAUCUUGUCGCUGAGUGUGCUGGGUCUCUUUUAUUUUGUGUUGGAUGCAGAGCCCUCGCCGCUAUCAGAGCAGCCAGGCCGUGCCGAAAACGACAGCACUGGCGACAUGCGCAAGUACGGCGUAGUCAUUGAUGCCGGAAGCUCAGGGUCGCGCGCUAUGAUCUACGCCUGGGAUGAUCCAUCAAUCCAGCAGAAGCAGCGGCAGCGGCGCCAGACCAGCAGCACGGCCAGCGACUUGGACGCAGCCAAACCUUCGCAGAUGCAGCUGCCGACUAUCGAGCGGGCGGGCGAGCACUGGACGUUUAAGACCUCGCCGGGAAUCUCCAGCUUUGCAGAUCGGCCGCGCAUGGUCGGCGUUGAGCACAUCAAGCCGCUGCUGGACUACGCUCAGGCCCACAUACCCAAACGCCAGAUUGCGCACACGCCCGUUUAUUUGCUGGCCACCGCCGGCAUGCGGCUGUUGCCAAAGUCGCACCAAGCGCUCUUGAUGGACACGGCGUGCACUUUUGCGCGCGCCAACUACGACUUCCUGCUGCCUGACUGCCAAGAGAGCUUCCGCGUGGUGUCGGGCGAGCUCGAGGGUCUCUACGGCUGGGUAGCCGUCAACUAUCUGCUUAAGGGCUUUGGCGGCGACACUGCCGACAGCAGCCGCGACCAGCAGCCGCAGGGCCAUUACUCGCACGGAUUCCUGGAUAUGGGCGGUGCGUCGGCGCAGAUUGCCUUUGAGCCAGCCAAGGUCGCAGCCCAACUCCACCAGAAUGACCUGGCGCAAGUGACGCUGCGCAGUCUCGAUGGAUCCGACCAUUCGUUCCAGGUAUUUGUGGCUACGUUUCUUGGCCAUGGAACCAACGAGGCACGCCGGCGCUAUGUUGACCAGCUCCGGCAGCGAGCAACUGUGGCCGACGGCGCCAACCUGUCAGCGACCAACGACCCGUGCCUGGCCACCGGCCUGGUGCUGCCGACCACCGAUGGAAGCGCGGUACUGCGCGGCAGCGGCGACUUUUUGGCCUGCGUCGCAGCGACCGAGCCCCUGCUGAACAAGACUGCAUGCCCAAUUGAGCCAUGUCUUUUUUCCGGUGUGCACGCGCCCGAGAUCGACUUUGGGCGGCAGAGCUUUGUUGGCGUCAGCGAGUACUGGUACGCGUCACACGACUACCUCGGGCUGGGCGGCGUAUGGGACGUCGAGAAGUUCGAGGCGCGAGCAUCCAAGUUUUGCCAGAAACCGUGGGCCAAGUUGCUUCAAUUGUCUUCCAACGAUCCCAUGGCCGUUGCGCGCCUGCAGAUGCAGUGCUUCAAGGCCGCGUGGCUCGUCAAUGUCCUGCACAAGGGCUUUGGCGUGCCUCGCGCGGCAGUCUCCGCCGACAACGGCGCCGCUGUCGAUAAGCUGGCGCGGUCUGCGACUCCGUUCCAGUCCGUCAACCAAGUGGGCGAUGUUGAGCUGUCGUGGACGCUGGGCGCGCUGCUUCUCCGCGUCUCACGCACGAUUCCCGCCAACUACCGCACGCUGCGCGCAAAGACUGUGCCCGGCAUCCAGCUGUCUGAAUCUGCUGGCGCCAGCGCCAACGACGACGGCGUUGGGCUGGUUGACGACUCGCUUUGGUCCCCGCUGCGCUUUGUGGGCAUCCGUCGGCUCUUGAUACUGUGGUCGCUCCAGCCCACGACCAUCCGCAUGCUGCUCCUGCUGACCGUGGCAGCGGUCAUAACUGUGCUCGCCGGCCUGGUAUAUUGGCUAUGGACGCACAAGCCGGGCAAGUACAAGAAGGUUAGCCAGUUGUCUGGCAGCGGUAAUGGCAGCGAUAUCGCGCUGUCGAUUAUUGUGCCGCCAGUCAGAUCGCCUUCAACACUUUUCCCACUGUCUCCUUCACAGUUGGGAAUUGCCGAGGCUGCCUUUAUUGCUGCUGGUGGAGACGAUUUGGACGAUGAAUUGAAUGGCAAGGAGCUGCGCAAGUCGCCAUCGAUGUUUGUUCUGGAUAUGCUGCCUCGGCCAUUCCAAUCGGUGCUGUCGCCGACGUCGAGACCUUCGUCGCCACCAACAAUACCAAGCGCUGACCACCGGUCUCGCAGCGGGGCGCUGGCCGCCGAGGGCUUGUCGAUGAGCCGAUCAUCUAGCUUUAACAGCCUGUUGCUGCUAAAUAGACGGCGUGGCGGUGGUGCGGACUAGUUUAUUUUAUUUUGCAAUUUAUUAUUCGGAAUAUGUUGUAUAUAAGCAAU